This is a messenger RNA of Rhinichthys klamathensis goyatoka, 4299 nucleotides long. RefSeq names its product ring finger protein 44 (gene rnf44). The transcript has 11 exons. The record is from RefSeq and is a predicted model, not a curated record. The coding region runs from base 480 to 1799 and encodes 439 amino acids. Lineage: Eukaryota; Metazoa; Chordata; Actinopteri; Cypriniformes; Leuciscidae.
AACGUUACUGAACAGCACCCAUGUCACAGAUUAUACCCACUUUGAAUGUAUCGGAUGUAAUAAUAAUAAAGGAAACAACAACUGCACGCUAUCACAAGUUUGUUGGAUAUAAGUUAACGGAUGUUAGGCUGCGGAAGAAUAUGUAUUUUCUCUUUCUAUGCUGAAGCUCAACGUCUGUUCAACAACAAGAUCAAGCUCGUGGACGUGAACUAGGAAACGGGCGAUACCUCUUUUUAACCAUGACUGUUUGCUAGUGUACCUGGGCGAUUUGUUUUGGAUUAGUCUGCAAAUUCAUCAAACAAGACAAACUGCAUCGUUUUAGUCGCCAACAAGCAGCGCGUGGACGAGUCGGAAACUCGCGCGCCAUUGAAAACAAGUAAGCUCGAGUUCCGACAAUCUGAAGCUGUUAGACACAAGUGCCUCUUGCACUACUGGUUCCCCACCCCAGGCAGGUGUGACUCGUUCGUACAACGUCACAAAUGCGACCAUGGGAAGUAGCAGUGAGUAGGCGGCCAUCAACAGCCCCCUUAAACCAGAGGAGGGUCGUCGGGGAGCCUUGCAUCACCCCUCUGCACCUCAGGAGAAGUCCUCCAGUACGACGUCAGUGGGGGCAGCGAGAUAGACCUGCUGUGCACACUUCCCUACAUCAGGAUGAGAACUUCCUCCACCCUGUCUUCUCCCAGCAUCAGCAGAUUUCUUUAGAUGAGUCCAGGCAAUAUAGCCACACCAGUGCACCUCCACGCAUGCUGCAUACUGCCACACAGCCCCCCCAACAGAACUCCAUCAUGGUGGAUCUUCACGAACAGAUGCAUCAAGGAUCAGUUCCGAUAUCUUACACAGUUACCACGGUGACGACCCACGGUUUUCCCAUCCACACCGGGCAACCUAUCCCAGCCUGCAAUGCUCAGCAGCUCCCAGCAUGCUCGGUAAUGUUCAGCGGACAGCUCUCUCUGCUCUGCUGCCUUCCUCCUCCACUCAUUCAGGCCUGCACCAUGCAGCACCUGCCAGUGUCCUAUCAGGCAUUUCCACCAAUGAUCUCCAGUGAGCAUUUUAUCCUUCACCCUAGUCCGCCAGUGCCGCCUCACCAGCCUCCUCAUCUGCCUCCACUCAACCAGUUUGUUCCCAUACAGCCCCAGCACCCGCGCAUGCCUCUGCAGAGGGUGGAGAAUGAAGUGGAUCUGCGAGGAGACCAGCAUCCGUUAGGAACAUUCUCUUAUCCUCCAGCCCACCAUCCACCAGCAAUGACCCCCUCCGUCCCCCUUCAGUACCUCCCCCAGGAGCCUCUCCAUCAAGAGCUACCCUACGGAGUGCCAUAUCCGCACAUGCUGCCGAGGCGUAUAACUGGACAGAGGUACCGAUUACAGCAGCCUCUGCCUCCCCCGCCUCCUCCACCGCCCUACUACCCCGGCUUCUUACCAUACUUCCUCUCGAUGCUACCUGUGCCUCAAACUGCUGUGGGUCCUGCUAUCAGUCUGGACUUGGAUGUAGAUGAUGUGGAGAUGGAAAACUAUGAGGCGUUAUUAAACCUUGCUGAGAGACUCGGAGAAGCGAAACCUCGAGGACUAACGAAAGCUGAUAUAGAGCAACUUCCGUCCUACAGGUUCAAUUUAGAAAACCACCAAUCUGAGCAAACUCUGUGUGUUGUAUGCUUUAGUGAUUUUGAGUCAAGGCAGCUACUUCGAGUAUUACCCUGCAACCACGAAUUUCAUGCAAAAUGUGUAGACAAGUGGUUAAAGACCAAUCGCACCUGUCCAAUCUGUCGAGCCGACGCGUCUGAGGUUCACCGCGAUGUGGAAUGAGUUCAGGUUUUUGUCCUUCACUGGAAAGCAGCACAAAUCCUUGAGUGUGUUCUGUGAGUGGGGACACCUGAUCUCCAGCCAAACGCAAAUCUACCCCCCACCCCGCUCCCAACCCCACCUCUACAAUAAGCAAUCUUGGAAUUUGUAAGGAACCUGUUUGACCUCUGCUGUGCGUCAUUGUGUGAGUUUCAUGAAAGCUACUGCCGCCUAUAGCAACUUCGGAGUUCUGGAAUUGUGACCUUUUUUUUUUUUGGUUCUUUUUCAUCUUUCUUUUUCAUUUCCCUGCCCUUGUUUUUCGCAGAUUCCAAAGAUAACCUGUAAUACGUGUUGUGUUGGCAUAUUUGUUUACACAAUUGAAUAUUCUCUAGUUGUUUGAUCACAGUGCUUUAGUAUCGUUAGGGACUGCGGGAGCGGGCUAAGAUGAUGGCGGGGGUCUUUGGUUUUUCUGUGCAAUCAGACGAGUCGGUAAGACGCGGCCGCUCCGCCGGUGAACGACCAUCAUAGAUGCAUGUCUCUACAAGUGAUGAUGGGAUGAGGGACUUGUUAAUAAUCCAUGUUUUGCAAUAAUGUAUUGAUCAUUUGAAUAUCUUAAUCCCGAUUCUCUUUUAUCUGCGAAUGCUGUUGUGAAGGUGUGACUUUCAGUGGUUCAAAGUUCCAAGGCCUGAGGUUAAAGAGGGAAACGUAGACAAAAAGGACUGAGAAACGACGGGCGUGAAUCCAUCGGGAAAACUCCCGCUGGGAUUUCACCAGGGUCGUAGAGACAUUGAGGAAGCUGUGGGGUUUUGGCUUUUGCUGUUUGCUGGCAAGGCCAAUCUGACUGGCCCAUGGGAACACAGGGACGAGGACAGCACACUGCCUCUGCCAGCUCCCACCUGGCUGCACUGCACAACCCACAUCCAUUCUGGACUUGCCCUCUUCAUCCCGCUGCCUCUCACUCAGCUGUGUAACUCUUUCUCGGCUAGAUCCAGGAGAACAUCUCACGGGCCACGCGCGGACUGUUCUUUUAGACUAGCAAUAUUUGAAUCGACGAGAUCCACCGCAUUUCAACCACAAGAGGAACGUCGGACGAAGGCCAUGGGAAGGUCGCAUUUGCCUUUACAGAAUGACUUUUUGGGAAAGGGUGGAAGACUUUGCGGAAAGCAAUACGUGCAAUGAGUGCGAGAGGUGAACGCAACGCUUUGACCUGAUUUUGGAGGACUAGGUCUUUUGUUUUUCCUCAUUCGUGAGCCAAAUAAUCAAUAUACUCUCUGCCUUCUCAAGACCUUGACAAGCACAAACCUGUUACUAAUCUUCAGUUCCUCUUUUAAUAGUAUACGUUUUUUUUUUUUAAAGUGGUGUUAUUUAUUUCUUCUCUCGAGAGCGUUUUUGAAGGAUUCGGUUGGAAUACUAAAGCAUCUUUAGCGCGUUUUAGUUUGCCUCCCGUUGUCAGGUCUCAGGCCAUGUUCACAGUGUCAAGUGAUGUGAAAGAAAAAAAAAACAUUGUAUGCAUAGCCUUGGUGUGAAAGGUUGCAAAUUAUCGUCUUGUUUUUAAGACAAAAGAAUGUUGAAACCCUCUGUAUUUCUAGCUACGCCCUCUCCUGUGUGCCAGUUGACUGUAGUCGUUCCACGAAGAUCCCAGGCAGGAUUCGAAACGGCAGAGACGGAGCGUUAGGGUCGUUUAAAGAAAAAAAAAAGAUGCACUGUAAAACGCUCAACUUGUGGUUCACUCGAUUCCAAAAACAAACCUGAACGUUGUUCGGGCGAAAACUAUGAACUAUUUGGGUAUUCUUUUUUUUCCCUAAGUACUUUAAUUGUAGGACUUUUAAAUAUAUAUAUAUAUAUAUAUAUAUAUAUAUAUAUAUUCCUGAGUCGUUUGUCCACUGAAUAGUCAUUGUAACUCAAUAGACACACUGGCUUUCUCGGGUAAAGGGACUCUCUCAUGAGAAUGUGAGUAUCUUGCGUUUGCGUGCCAGGUUUUAAAAAAAAAAAGCCAUUGUCAUGAAUUUAAUCCACACUUUUGAUAAUUAAUCUAUGUAUACAUAUCUGUUCACUGGCAUAUAUUUUGAGUAUAACAAAAAAAACAAAAAAAAAUAUCACUCAGGGCCUCUCUGUAAUUGAAAAAUAUAGGAAAACAGUCCAUUUCAAAUUGGAUUGAUGCCAUGGAGAUAUAUUUGGGUAUUCUGGGUUGUUUUCCUCAGGCCAUGCAUAUUUUAAGUGUAAUCAACUGAACUAAUAUUCCUUUUUUAAAUAGUGGUGAAUAUUAUUCCAUUAUAAGACUGGCAUGCAAAGAAAAAAAAAAGAUGAAGUGACAUGUUGUAUCGAGUGAGAAUAGGCUUUUCGUCACUGCAGCCGAUCAUUAGCGUAUGUUACUCGAACCUGUUUUCCAGCCGUUACGUUUUUCCGUGUUCUUGUACUUGAACCACACAUAAAGGUUGUAAUCCCGUUGAAAAAGGUGCCACGGUGCACACUGUUCUACCUAGACCACUUCCAAGACUAUUCUUACAGUGUUUGCAUGAUUUAA